This is a messenger RNA of Fimicolochytrium jonesii, 3012 nucleotides long. Its product is annotated as P-loop containing nucleoside triphosphate hydrolase protein. Gene Ontology annotation, biological process: microtubule-based movement. Bases 212 to 2950 code for a protein of 912 amino acids. The record is from RefSeq and is a predicted model, not a curated record. The transcript has a single exon. Lineage: Eukaryota; Fungi; Chytridiomycota; Chytridiomycetes; Spizellomycetales; Powellomycetaceae. Gene Ontology annotation, molecular function: microtubule binding; ATP binding; microtubule motor activity.
CUCCCACCGCUGUUUUUCCAGCCGUCGAUCGAGCGUUUCACUGCCGUAGCUGCCAACGAGCCAACCAGCCAUUGCCAUCCUUUGGUUUCUCUCAAUCUCUCGCCGCCACGGCCAUACUCUCUAAAGUGCUUCUAGACGCUGUCCUCCCAGCUGCCUGAUUACCGCUACAUCUUUCCCCAACUCGCGAUUUCCCACGACUCGCUCUGCUCGCAUGUUCUCCAACCUGCGAGGCCGGUUAGGGUCCGGCUCGAGCAGCAGCGGAUCGGCCGAGCAAGCGCAAAGCCCUCGGUCUGCAGGCAGUGGGAUACCCAGCGGGAUUCCAGCUGCCUUCGACAAGCCUUUACCGGUGCCGCACAGUUCGGGUCGGACGGGGCUGCCGACGCCAUCACCAUCCCCAAUAUCCGCCCUACCCACGUCAGCGUCUACCUCAAGUCUUGCACCGAAGAGUCGUCUUAUGUCGCCGUCGAAACUAUCAAAGCCGCCAUCUUUGCUGCCAACGGUCACGCUGACGAGUGCGGGUGGAGCGUCGUCUCCGGGCAUCCCGAAAUCCACGUCGUUCAAUUAUGGUCAGUUCGACACUCAAAGCAUACCAGGGGCAGGAGCGGAUGGUGAAUCGGAUUCGAUCUCGGGAGACGCUUGUCAAGUUGUCGUGAGGAUGAGGCCAUUGACGCAUGCAGAAGAAAACGCCCAUCUCCGAACGGUAUGGGAUAUCGACCACCAGUAUAAUCGUGUGUCGCUAUCAGCGGAACAUGCCGAGUAUAGUAGGAAGGCGCCUGCCGAGUUCUACUACGAUGCUGUGUUGUGGGGAAGUGACAAUAAGGAUCUCUAUGAAGCUUCCGCAAAGAGCGUGGUGCGGUCAGCGAUGGAAGGAUACAAUGGGACGGUAUUUGCCUAUGGGCAGACGGCGAGUGGAAAGACCUACAGUAUGAUGGGAUUGGAUGAACAGCCAGGAGUGAUCCCGCAGGCAGUCGACGAAAUCUUUGCUUACAUCCGUGAGCAAAGCGCGGAUCGCGAAUAUUUGCUGAGGGUCUCCUAUAUGGAGAUCUACAAUGAGACGAUACGGGACCUGCUAUCUCCUGAGCAGACGGAUUUACGCAUCCACGAGGACCGCAAACGAGGAGUUUUUGUUUCGCCAUUGAAGGAGGAGAUUGUGACGAAUCCGCGGCAGGUGAUGCGAGUUAUCCGGAAAGGAGAGGAGAAUCGCCACUUCGGAGCAACCGACUACAACGAGCACUCGAGUCGGAGUCACACUAUCUUUCAGAUGGUGAUUGAGAGUAGGGAACGGGGACAGAGCGGGACGAGCACCCCGACGAUUCCUCGGCCGGACAAGAAUCGUGGUACGGUCACUAUCUCCCAGCUUAAUUUAAUCGACCUGGCGGGAUCCGAAAAGGCGACAACAGACACAGAUAGGAGGAAGGAAGGAGCGUUUAUCAACAAGUCGCUGCUCACGCUAGGAACGGUUAUCUCGAAACUCACUGACGGCAAAGCCGCUGCCGCUACGGCACAUAUACCCUACCGAGACUCCAAGCUUACCAGGAUCCUCCAAUCUUCACUAUCCGGCAACGCCCGCAUUUCAGUCAUCUGCACCAUCAGCCCCUCCGCGAACAACACGGAAGAAACGCAGAAUACCCUCAAAUUCGCGUCUCGAGUGAAGAAGGUGACGGUGAACGCACAUGCGAACCGGGUCGUUGACGAGAAAGCCCUGCUGCAGAAGUACAAGCAGGAGAUCGAGGAGCUGCGUCAACAGCUAUCGGCGACCAACGAGCUUCUGGAACGCGAGCGGCGGCAGCAACAGACUACGGAGGCUGACAAUGACCGAAAGCGUUAUGAGGAGGAAUUGAUGGAAAGUCAAAUAGCCAGCACAGCGAUGAAGGAACGGCUGGACCAUUUGACGAACUUGAUCCUGACCAGUAAGACGAUCACGAAAUCGCAGCUGCUGGAUUGGAGCGCGCCUACCGACCCACAAUCGCAUCGGAAUUCGGUAAUGAUGGAAGACGGGCUGCUACCCAGCAGCCCGAACAUGAACGCCAAACGAACCGCCUCAACAACAAGUCCCAACAAACUCUCCCCCUUCAACGACAAGGAGUUUCUGAAGCGGCAUAUCCGCGAGAUCGACCAACGCGACGAAAAGAUCCGCCAGAUGGAGUUCCUCGUCAUGCAACUCAAAGCGGCGACCGCCAAGGACGGAAACAGCGCCUGCCUGCGCGCCAUCGAGAUGUACGAGAUGACCUCCGGGAAGAGCGUGGAGAGCGUGAGCACCCUCGUCGCCGAGCGAGACAAGGCCGUGACGCACAUGCACGAGGUUGAGCUGCUCCGUAACGAGAUGGAGGAGCGGAUACGCGAUCUGGAAGCCACGAUUGGGGAUAGCAUAUCUGGUGAUUAUCCUGCUGGCCCGAGCGCGACGGAUCUCAAGCGGUUGACGGAUAACAACCGGGCGUUGAAAUUGACGAUCAAGAAUCUGCGGGCGGAGAUGGAGAAGGUGAAAGGAGGUUCGGGAAGCAGGGAUUCGGGGGAUAGUAGCAGCAGUAGCAGGUUUACGAAAGAGCUGCAACAAACGAUCUCGAAACAGAGAGAGGAUAUAGAAUCGCUGCAGAAUGAACUCGCGUCCGGGCAACGAACCAUCCAAUCCCUCCGCGACAGCAUCCGCAUGCUCGAACUCUCCAAUGACAUGUUUGUGCAGUCCGCGUCGAGAGCCAACUCGCCUACACCGGGAUCGUCGUCUGCGAACGAUCAACUCACGCGAACGAGGACCCAGUCGUCGCAAUCGUCGGAAAAGUUAGUUCUGGAUCUGGAGGGCGCGUUGGAGCGUGAACGGAAACUGAGAGGGGAGGAGAACCGGACGGCUAUUGAGCGGAUUGCGGGGUUGGAGGCGGAAUUGGCGUGUAUGAAGGCGGAGUUGGGUGUGUUGUCGCUGGUGGGUGGGUACACCAAGAAUGAUGGACAGAAUUAGGAUCCCUGCCCACCCGAAGGCGGAACUGGGGACGCAUUUGGUCGAGGCUAGUACAUUUACUG